Molecule: messenger RNA, 1232 nt
Organism: Sorghum bicolor (sorghum)
Lineage: Eukaryota; Viridiplantae; Streptophyta; Magnoliopsida; Poales; Poaceae
Product: probable glutathione S-transferase GSTU6
Exons: 2
Coding region: 323-1039 (238 amino acids)
Biological process (GO): glutathione metabolic process
Cellular component (GO): cytoplasm
Molecular function (GO): glutathione transferase activity
Source: RefSeq, a predicted model, not a curated record
ACUCGCCAUCCACCCAAGUCAUAGUCUGCAAAUAAAUAUAUCAUGACACGAACGACCAACUAGAUCCAUGACUUAGUACUCUGUAAAGAAAGUCGUCUAAAAUAACGAUACGCUCUUUGAAUUCUAAUUAUAAUUUAAACCUUGUCUAAAAUAAUUUUUUUAUAGCUACGGAAAAAAUAUAUACUAGAGAGGAUUAGAUGCCCUUACUAUGUGAGGCUAGUCUUGCACAGACUCGGAGCAAGAUAGGACUAGUUAGCUACAUACAAGGCAAGAACCAGCAGUGGAGCGAGGGAGACACUGAGAGAGAGAGAGAGAGGAAACAAUGGCGGACAAGGAGGAUCUUAAGCUCCUCGGCCUGCAGCUGAGCCCGUUCGUGAUCCGCGUGUGCAUGGCGCUGACCAUGAAAGGAGUGAGUUUCGAGUACGUCGAGGAGGACCUGAACAACAAGAGUGAGCUCCUGCUCAAGUCCAACCCGGUGCACAAGAAGGUGCCCGUGCUCAUCCACAACGGUAAGCCCAUCUGUGAGUCACUCGUCAUCCUGCAGUACGUCGACGAGCUGUUCGCUGGCCGGUCGAUCCUUCCAGCCGACCCCUUCGAGCGCGCCACUGCUCGCUUCUGGGCUGCCUACGUCGACGACAAGUUGUUCCCGGCGUGGUACGGCAUGGUGAAAGCCCAGGCGGAGGAGGAGAGGGCGGAGAAGGUGAAGGAAACGCUUGCCGCAAUCGAGAAAAUGGAAGUGGCCUUCGCCAAGUGCUCCGGCAACGGCAACGCCGCCUUCUUCGGUGGCGACUCCAUUGGCUACGUCGACAUCGUGCUCGGCUCCUUCUUGUUCUGGUUCGAGGCGGUGCGCAGGGUUGACGGCCUGGAGAUCAUUGACGCGAGCAAGACUCCGCUCUUGGCUGCGUGGGCGGAGCGGUUUGGAGGGAGUGUAGAAGCGAAGGAGGUGGUGCCGGUGCCUGAGGCGGACUUGGCGGUACAGUACAUCAAUAAGUUUCGUGCCCCUGCCAUCGACGCUGCGAAGUUAGCGAGUUCAGAAUGAGUUCAGGCCACCAAAGCUGGAAGAGGUAAACGGUGGGGUAACAGUUGCUAUGAUCCUUCCAAUUCCAACCGAAUAAUGUUGAAACUUGAAAGAUUAUUAUAUUGAUAAAUAUGUAGCGGGUUGACUAAUUUUUCAUCUGAUUAUGUUGUUCCAGUCGUCUGCUCUGCAAUAAAUAUGAUUAUUUUGGUGUGAA